AAGCCACACCUCAAGCUAGUAAAAGCAUCAAGAAUAACAAAAAUAGGAUGAGAAAUGAAUCCCACAGUUCAUCACAAAACCAUGUGUCUACUAAACAUGAGGAAGAUUAUGACGACCAGGACGGUCCUGAAGAUCACCACCAGGCUCAUGAAAGGGUUAAAGCAAUAUAUUCAAGUCCUUUCUCACCUCAUACACCCUAUUCUAGUGAAAGAUCAUGGACAUCACAAAGAUUGGUUUUCAAAAGCGAUUGCAUAACGCCUCCAGCACGGGGAAGACUGGAACAUCGUCCUCCAUAUCAGUAUGAAAUGAGGAGUCAUAGUGCUGGGCGGGAUUCUCAGCCUGUCCUUGUUCCUGGACAAGGAAUAAGAUACAUUCGUAGUCGGUCUCAAUCACCACAUAUACUUCGACAAAGAAUGCCACGACCUCGUUAUUCAAAACAAGAUCUAGAAAUGAUAAGAGCCAUUCAACGGGGAAUGGAAAAACGACAACGUGCUGUGAGACUCUCUUAUUUUAAUACUGCAUCUGUGGAUAAUUUAAACUGGGAAAUGUAG
Mytilus trossulus (common blue mussel) is the source of this 551-nucleotide messenger RNA. RefSeq lists its product as uncharacterized. The transcript is spliced from 2 exons. Bases 48 to 551 code for a protein of 167 amino acids. NCBI's taxonomy places the organism in Eukaryota, Metazoa, Mollusca, Bivalvia, Mytilida, Mytilidae. The record is from RefSeq and is a predicted model, not a curated record.